Molecule: messenger RNA, 1098 nt
Organism: Macrobrachium nipponense
Lineage: Eukaryota; Metazoa; Arthropoda; Malacostraca; Decapoda; Palaemonidae
Product: zinc finger BED domain-containing protein 4-like
Exons: 1
Coding region: 1-1098 (365 amino acids)
Source: RefSeq, a predicted model, not a curated record
AUGCUAGUAAUGGAUGAUUUGCCAUUUAGUCACGUGGAGGACCUGGGUUUCAUGAGACUGAUGACUGAAAUAUGUCCACAGUACAAACUGAAGCAACGUAAUUUUUAUACAUCAAAAAUUUGUGAUGAAAUGUAUGAUUCAGCAUUUGCUAAAAUAAAGUCAAUUGUCAACAAAAACCAACUGAACUGCAACUUUGCGUUUACAACAGAUGUUUGGUCAGAUACCUCUGCAGGUGUCUCGUUACUUAGUCUUACUGCUCAUGUUGUAACCGAAAAAUUUGAGAGAGUAAACUUUGUGUUGAGUGCUGAACCCUUACAUGAGACACACACUGGAGAAUACAUAUCAAUGAAAUUUGAUGAAAUGUUGGAAAAGUGGGAUAUUCCAAGUAGUACUGUUCAUUGUGUUUUGCGUGAUUCUGGUGCAAACAUGAAAAAGGCUCUCUUCCUCUCAGGUCUGAACAAUAUAGACUGCACUGUGCAUAAAAUCCACCUAGUGGUGAAACAAGGAUUAUCUUCAAAAGAAGAAAUUGGUAAUCUAAUUCGGAAGUGUCGUUCAAUCGCUACUCAUUUUCACCAUUCAACAAUGGCUCAAGAUGAACUUAAGAAAAUCCAAGGUCGACUUCAGGAGCCUAUGCUAACUAUUAUUCAUGAUUCUCCUACUAGGUGGAACAGUACUCUAUAUAUGUUGGAGCGUACUCAAAAAUUAAAGGAACCAUUAUGUUUAUAUGCUGCAUCCAAUUCAAAACUAGUAAAGCUCAGUAACAUGGAAUGGAUCUUGCUUUCAGAAUGCAUAAAAGCAUUAAAACCCUAUGACGAAAUCACUAAAGAACUAAGUAGAUCCUCUUCCUCUGUCAGUGAUGUGAUACCUAUCAUAGUUUCACUGAAAAAAAUCCUUCAGACAAACAUGGAUUACUCACCUGUAGCACAUGCUCAAAGCUCAAGUGCAUGUUUAGAGCCAGAAGAAUCAGAAGGGCACAAUAGUGACAGUUUAUGUAAAGAUGAAGAAGAAACAACUAAUGUUAUAAACAUUAUGAAAAUAACAAUGAGGGCUGAACUUGACAGAAGAUUUGCUGGUAUAGAAAGUACAGAUAUAUUAUAG